GAGGAGGGGCCUGGUUUCUUCGUCUACACGCCGGGCGGCGACCUCUAUGUGGAAAGCCUCUCGGACUACAGCAGCAGCGCCCUGCUCACAGGGCGGAAGGGCUACCCUGCCGGUGUGCCUCAGGUGGUGGCCUUCAGCAGGCCGCUGGAGCCCGAGGAGGUGGUGGAGCUGGUCAAGCGGGCGCGCGCGGAGGCGGCGGUGCUGGAAGGGGCCGUGGUGGAGGACAUCACGGAGGCCGUGGACUGGCGGGGCCGGCGGCUGCCGCUGCCGCCGCACUCGGUGGUGCACGCCCCGCGGGUCCGCCUGCGAGGGAAGCAGGGUUUCGCUUGGCUGAGCAGCGACCUGGCCGCACCCCCGGGGGAGUUCGCCUUCGGCACCGAGGUGCUCCUGGGCUCGGACGCCUGCCAGCGGGGGCGCUUCGCUAUCGUCACGGACGCCUCUGGGAACCACCACCCCGCGGAGCUUGUGGAGAUCAGCGGCGCUGGCGAGUGGCGGGAGGCGAAGCUGCGCGGCGCGGCCCGCAACCGCGGAGGCGAGGGCGCUCUGGAGCAGCGCCUGCUCGGGGACAGCCCUCCCCCUGUUGGCCCGGCGGCCCUCGGCCGCCCGCCGCCCCCUGGGCAGGAGGGCCCGGGCGACGAUCUUCGCACGUGCUGGAUCGACUACGACGACGCGGGGAUCCGCUUCAAGGAGUGGCGCAAGGUCCUGCACGAGGCGACCCAGGAGAGCCUGCAGACCGCUGGCCUCAAGGGGCCCCCCGUGUGCCUCGCCAUCUGCAGGAAGUUCUUCAAGCACGGCGGGGACCCGAAGGCAUGGUUCUCCGAGUGGGCUCGCGAGGUGGGCAUCACCAGGAAGGACAGGUCCCGGCACGAGGUCGAGUGCCUGAUCGAGGCCUUGUGGCAGGCGGGCGCCUUCGACCAGCUCAACAUGGGCGCCGUCGCGGCGCUGGAGGUGGUGCCCCGCCGGCUGCUGCAGUACGUGGAGGCGUAUGCGAAGGGUGCCGACAAACCCAACUGGAGCGCGGCGAAGCACUUCAGCGCGACCACCUCGGCCCUGGACCUGGUGCCCGAGGACAUGCGCAUGUAUGCGGCGCGGCAGGCCAAGGAGGAGGCGGAGCUGGAGAGCCUGCGCGCGCGCGCCCGGCAGCCCGGCGCCGCGGCCCAUGCUGGGGCCGACACGACGGCGGCGGCGACGCUGGCGGGCGCGCCCCCUUCGCAGGUCGACGGAGAUGCUGCUGGAGGACCCCGCAGGGCGUGCGCGUUCUUGCCGUUGCCCCCGCUGCGAGCCGCGGGCCUUCCCCCGGAGGUGACAGGCGGGCGGCGCCGGCUGCUGCUUCGUGACAUCGAGGCGGCGAUCGACGCGCUGAAUUGGAUGCAUGGUAGCGCCUACCGCCCGAUCCCCCACAGGAUCUCGUCGGCGACUGAGCGCAAGAUUUUGGGCCUUCAGGCUGAUGUGCGGCAGCGCGUUGUUGAGGCGGCAGCCCGCUGGAGCGACGUUGACAGCGCCGUCAGCGGGCGUGGAGCCUUGGCCAGGCUAUUGAAGGGGCGCUCGGGCUAUACGCCGUCGCUUUCAUGCAGUGUCGGGUCCUACGAGUACUCGAAGGUUUCGCUCCCUGGCGACUUGUACAAUGCGCCGUCGCUCAUCUCCAUGCUGCCUUCGGAGGCGAGGAUACAGCUCGAGGAUUUCGAGAAACACAUGCUCCGGCCCGCGCAGGAGUCGGAACUAAUUCGUCAGUUUGAAGGGGUGCCGGGCUGCCAUACUGACCCGGUGCUGCAGAAGAAUCCCCGCGCCUAUGGCCGCCUUGUGCGGAGGGCCGCGGACAUCGGCCCGGUGACCUUCACUCGUGAUCCCGCCUGUGUUUUGGGCGUGUUCUUUGUCACCAAGAAGGCCGACAAGCUCAGGUUGAUUGUGGAUUGUCGUCGUGCCAACCAGCUGUUCCGCAAGCCCCCUGGCGUCGCCCUCCUGAGUGGCGAGGGGCUGGCCAGGGUGGAGAUCGACGACUCCGAGGGUUUGCUGGACGGGCUCCCUUUGCAUCUGGGGGUCGGCGACGUGGCCGACUGCUUUGACAGGAUGAGGUUGACGAAGACCGCGGGCGGCGACAUCCGCCGCUACUUCUGCUGGCCACCGCUGGCGGCGCGGCAUGCAGGCCUCGCCGAGCUCGACGGCGUCCCGCUGGAGGCAGGCCAGGAGAUCUGGCCGAUGUGCGCCAGCCUAACGAUGGGUUUCUCGUGGUCACUGCAUUUUGCCCAGACCGCUAACUCAGUUCGUCUGGGACGUCAGCCUUCGCUGGCCCGGAGCCAGGAGCUCUCGGACCGCGGGCCCUCCCUGGUGUUCGGCGGCUCCCGCGUCCUGAAGCAGGCCGGCCACUGCAUGCACGUGGGCAACGCUGGCGCCAUUUCUUUCGAUGGCGGUCUGGUCCGACAGGCUCUCGCCGAGGCCCAGCAGCAGGACUUCGACCACGACGCGCUGCGCUUCCACGAGAUGGAGGUCCUCGAGCACGGUGGGAGUUCUCUGGGGUGGCACCUGGACGGCGACAGCCGGGUGGCCCGCCCCGGCAGCCGGCGCUUCGGUCUGGCGCGGCAGGGCGCGCGCGCCCUGCUGCGACUCAAGAAAGUCGCCGGCUGGCAGCUGGAGGCGGUCCUGGGCCACAUCACCUUCCUGUGCCUCAUGCGUCGCGAGCUCCUUUCGAUUUUCCACGUCGUGUACCGCUUCGUGCGGGAGUCCUGCGGCAAGUUCCAGCCGCUGUGGUCCUCCGCCCGAGAGGAGCUCGUGGCCUUCGCGGGGGCGAUGGUCUUUAUCGAGGCCGACUGGGAGCAGCCCUGGACGCCCUACGUUUACGCUAGCGACGCCAGCCUCCACGGCUUCGGGGCGUCGCAGCCCCUGUGUUUGACCGCGGACGUCGCAGCGGUUGGGCGCGUGCCCGAGGUCAGCCGCUACCGCCUGGGCGGCGCCCGCGCCCGUGAGCACGCUUUCGAGGUGGCCGGCUUCAAGGUCGACCCAGAGAGCGGCGAGGUGGAGCGCGACUUUUUGGGGCGGCCCGCGCGGCUCGACAGGGAGGCGCGCGAGAUCUUGGAGGCUGCGCGCUGGGAGCACAACGAUGACUUCCCCGAGGUGCCCAGCAGCCUGCUGGCGAAGGAUCGCUGGCGCUGCUGGACUGCCACGGAGGCCAGACCGACGACGGAGGCGGAGCCGGCUCGCAUCCGCGCCUUGACUCUGGAGCGGGCCCUGAGCGACCGUCUGCUGUCGCGCUCGGAGGUGUCGAGUCCGAGGGGGCGCGCUGGCGUCGAGGAGAGCACCGAGGCCUUUCUGGCGCGGUGCGCGGAGGAGCUCCCAGCGGGGGCGGGGCCAGGCCCGCGGGCCGACGCGCCCGCCCGCGGGGGUGCCGAGGCCGCGGGCGCCAGCGAGGAGAGCGACGACUCCUCGGACCCCGAGGAGAGGGCGGCCGCCGCGGCGCGACGGCGCUGCCUGAGCCGGCGCGGGAAGGGCCACGUGCGUCAGGCCCUCGCCGCGCUGCUGGACGGCGGGCCGCUCUCGUCCCGCCUCGCGCCGCUGGAGGCGAGGUCGGUGACGCCGGCGGCUGCUGCCCAGUUCCGCCAGCGCGUCCAAGAGUUCUUGAGCUGGCACCACUCCUCGGACGCGAUCCUGGACCGCCCCGCGGAGCUCGACGCCGCCCUGGUGUCCUUCAUGAACCACGAGUUCGAGAGCGGGCACAAGAGCUGGAGGGGAGAGAAGCUUCUGGCGGGCGUGAUCUUCCAUCGAACUCAGUACGGGCGGCAUGGAGCGGACCAUCUUCCUCGCUCUCUCCGGGCUCUGAAGGGAUGGUGCAAGGCGUCGCCAUCUCACUCGAGGCGGCCCUUGACGAUCGGGAUGUGGGCCGCGAUCUGCGUGGAGAUGGCCCGCGUGGGAUAUCUCCUGGCCGCCGCCCUGUCGCUGGUGAUGGUGGAGUGCUACCUGCGGCCGGGGGAGAUGCUGGGCCUCACGCGGAGGUCCUUCCUGCCGCCGGCCCCCGGCGGGGUGGCGAGCUGGGCGCUGCUGCCGUUCCCCCAGGAGGGGAACCUGAGGAGCAAGACAGGGGAGAGCGACGACAGCAUCCCCCUCGACUCCCGCGGGUUCGUCUGGAUGGACAGCGUGUACCGCGUGCUCUCCCGCCGUCGUGGAUCGGACCGCCUCCUGGGCUGGACCUACCGCGAGCACGUGUCGGUCUUCAGGAGGGCUUGCGCCCGCCUGGGCUGGGCGGCGGAGCAGGCGAUGAAGCGGGGCCGCUGGCAGGCCCUGAAGAGCGCCCGCCGCUACGAGAAGGCGGGGCGCGUGAAUCAGGCGUGGAACGAGCUCAGUCGCGAGGAUCAGGACCACGUGGCAGUCUGCCUGCGGUCCCUGGAGGGCAUUUUCCUUCAGG
Prorocentrum cordatum is the source of this 4393-nucleotide messenger RNA. Lineage: Eukaryota; Dinophyceae; Prorocentrales; Prorocentraceae. The record is from the annotation of a GenBank genome assembly.